CACGCCGCUGUGCAGUCGGCCUCCUCCUCCUCCUCGUCUUCACGAUGUUCUCGCCUAGAAAGCUAGCGGUGGCUCUCCCCGGGCUCUGUCGGUGGCAUCGCUGCCACGUGAGACAUCUCAGGCCGGUCUCCAAGCUGAGUGUACGGGAGGCGCUGGCGAGUGCCGAGACGCCCUCCGAGGAGAUAAGAGUUCAGGGAUGGGUGCGAUCCGUCAGGUCCCAGAAAGAAGUUCUGUUCCUGCACGUCAGCGACGGCUCGUCUCUGGAGGGCCUCCAGAUUGUAGCUGAACCCCAUCUGAAAAACAGCGCCCUGAGCUUCGGGAGUUCGGUGGAGGUCACCGGGUCGUUGGUGAGGAGCCUCCACAAGAAGCAGAGCGUGGAGCUCAAAGCCUCCGAUGUGAAGGUUAUCGGGAGGUGCGACUCUCACGAAUUCCCGUUUAAGUUGAAGGAGCGGCACCCGCCGGAGUACGUCCGACAGUUUCCUCAUUUACGCUGCAGGACGAAGACGUUCAGCUCCUUGCUGAGAGUGCGCGGCGCGGCCACGUCGGCCGUACACGACUUCUUCCAGACCAACGGCUUCCUGCACAUCCACACCCCGGUUAUUACCUCUAACGACUGUGAAGGCGCUGGCGAGCUCUUUAAGGUGGAGGCUACACACUGGGACCGGGGCAGUGGGGACGACGCUGGUUUCUUCGAUGUACCCGCGUUCCUGACGGUGUCGGGGCAGCUCCAUUUGGAAGUCAUGUCUGGGGGGUUCUCCCGCGUCUUCACCUUUGGCCCCACGUUUAGAGCCGAAAACUCUCAAAGUCGACGUCAUCUCGCAGAGUUUUACAUGGUGGAAGCGGAGAUUUCAUUUACUGAAAGUCUGGAGGACAUAAUGCAGGUUAUGGAGAAUCUCUUUAAGUCGACGACCUCCGCGUUACUGUCUCAGUGCCCCGAAGAGAUUGAGUUCUUCAGUAAAUACGUUUCCCCCGGACAAACAGACAGACUGGACAAGCUUGUAACGAGUGAUUUUGUGACAAUGACUUAUACCGAAGCGGUCGAAGUAUUAAAGAGAUCGCAGAAGUUGUUCCGGUAUAAGCCGGAGUGGGGAUGCGAUUUACAGACGGAGCACGAGAAGUUUCUGGUGAAUCAUUGCGGCGACGUCCCCGUAUUCGUCAUCGACUACCCGUACGACCUGAAACCGUUUUACGCCCGCGAUAAUGAGGACGGGCCGCAGCGGACGGCCGCAGCCGUGGACCUCCUUGUGCCGGGCGUUGGUGAGCUGUUUGGGGGAAGCCUUAGAGAAGAGAGGAUGGACAGACUUCAGUCGCGGCUGGAAACGUUAGGACUUCGUGACACUUAUCAGUGGUAUUUAGAUAUAAGAAAAUUCGGGUCGGUCCCCCAUGGAGGCUUUGGAAUGGGGUUUGAACGCUACCUGCAAUGCGUUCUGGGAGUAGAGAACAUUAAAGACGUCAUUCCUUUCCCUCGCUUUCCGCACUCCUGCCUUUUGUGAGGACCCCCGGCCUGAAAUACGAAGGGGGUCCGAGAUCUUAGGAGACGAGGCUGUCAGAAAGCGCCCAGACCUCGGCAUAACCUCUCGGUAUCCAACAAAUGCUACUUUAUAACGCGGAGAAGAAAGAUUUGAUUGUAAAUGUAUCUCUAAAUUAUUUCUUCCUUUCUAAAAGCUGGUAAAAUCCUCGUAAUGCAGAGGAAUCUUAUUUUUAUACAGUGUUUCCAAAAACAAAACUGAAGAAAAA
Molecule: messenger RNA, 1737 nt
Organism: Spea bombifrons (plains spadefoot toad)
Lineage: Eukaryota; Metazoa; Chordata; Amphibia; Anura; Pelobatidae
Gene: NARS2
Product: asparaginyl-tRNA synthetase 2, mitochondrial
Exons: 14
Coding region: 45-1493 (482 amino acids)
Biological process (GO): asparaginyl-tRNA aminoacylation
Cellular component (GO): mitochondrion
Molecular function (GO): asparagine-tRNA ligase activity; nucleic acid binding; ATP binding
Source: RefSeq, a predicted model, not a curated record